Molecule: messenger RNA, 1464 nt
Organism: Anthostomella pinea
Lineage: Eukaryota; Fungi; Ascomycota; Sordariomycetes; Xylariales; Xylariaceae
Source: the annotation of a GenBank genome assembly
AUGAUCUUCCCAGGCCUGCUGCGUAACAACCUCAGCCAGCACGACAAGAUCAUCUGGGGCGACGUCCUCGCCAUAGAAGAGGAAGACGGCAGCUGCGCCCUCGUGCACGCGCUCGAGUACGACCACCUGGCUCUGUUCGACGACUGCCUGCGCAUCAUCGACUUCGCCGCCCUGCAGGCCUCCAGCGCCGAGCUCUUCACCCACCAGCUCGGCAAGCUCAUCAAGCAGUGCGCCUACGUCGGGAGCAUCGAGUGCGUGCGGCACCGGCACAGGAAGUUCCCGAGACCGACCAAGGCCGUCGUCCGGAUCCUGCUCGGCGAACUCUUGGAUGGUGCUCUGCGACGGAACAAUCUGGACUUCGCGCGAGCCCUGGCUGCGGCGUUUCGGAUGGACGGGCUCGCGGAGCAGCUUGGCGAUGUAUCCUAUCUAAGCCUCGACUCGGUCAACAGCGCCUCCACGGCACGGACGCUCUCACGCGAAGAUGCGUACACGCAUAUGGCGAGUUCGACGUAUAGUAUGCUCCAUCACCAUUGCAACCACCCGAACACUUCCACAGCCCUCCUCGAGACACUCAUCACCGAGUUCCGGAUCGAGGUCAACGCUGUAGACGGCGGUCUGCGCUGGGGAGCUCAAAUCCCCGAAGCCGUCCAGGAGAAAAUCACCUGCCGCACGGCUCUAGACUACGCGUGCUCACACCUCAACGUCAAGGCCGCGAAGACACUCUUGCGGUUAGGCGCACACGUAGGAGGCGCGCACGCCGUCAAGGCCCAGGCCCUUGCCUCCGGCCAGGUGAUCCGGUGGAAGGCCCCGACGCCUCUGUCGCUCGUCAUGGACCAGGCCAUCGACGGCAUCGGGCGGUGUCCCUGGAAGCACCACCUAGACAAGCGCACAGCGUGGUGUUUCCACGAAGAAGACCUCGGCGUCCCGGAGUACACGUUCAUCCGGGAGAUACAGUUCAGCCCCCGCGGACAGCUCACCGGGUGCGUAUGCGCGGAACAACUCGAUGAGCACAUGGUACCCGUCUGGCUACGGUUGGUGAAGGCGUUCUGCGACCGCGUCUGCGCGACGACUGAGGUCCUCCUAGCACACGGCGCGGGUGCACAUAUAAAUAUUCCCGAUCACCUAGGUAGGCUACCUUUUGAUCGCUUUCUGCAGCUCACGAACAGUAUCUUCCAGAGGCUGGAGGAGGACCGUGCGAGGAGGCCCGUGGUUGAUGGGGAGUUCCUACUGAUGGCGGGAGUCAGAGAACCGCUUGAGAGCAUGGGCACGGUGUGUGAUCUUCUGAUCGAUGCCGGUGCCCGUUCCCAUUACGGGUUUAGCUUUGGCGAGAGAAGCGGCUUGGACCGCCUGUUUGAGCUCGUUGGCUACGAGGAGCCCGUUGACGUCCACGACUACUUAGGAAUUAUGCGGACGAGGUAUCGAGUGAUAGAUUCGUUAGUCGACGGUGAUAGCUGCGAAGAUUAG